Rhizoctonia solani is the source of this 1227-nucleotide messenger RNA. Its product is annotated as exopolyphosphatase. Lineage: Eukaryota; Fungi; Basidiomycota; Agaricomycetes; Cantharellales; Ceratobasidiaceae. Gene Ontology annotation, cellular component: cytoplasm. The transcript is spliced from 2 exons. Bases 1 to 1227 code for a protein of 408 amino acids. The record is from RefSeq and is a predicted model, not a curated record. Gene Ontology annotation, molecular function: exopolyphosphatase activity.
AUGAGCGCACUGUCGAAAUUCUUUGCGAAUAACAAGAUAUCUUUCUUGGACGACUUGAACUCUACCCGGGGUGAAGGAUGGACAAUUGUCAUGGGCAAUCCAGCUGGAGAUCUCGACUCGUGUGCCAGUGCUCUCGCCCAUUCAUAUCUCUCCACCAUCCUCGACCACAAACGCACCAUAGCUCUCAUCCAGACCCCGCGCUCAGACCUCAAACUCCGCCCCGAAAACCUUCUUGCAUUCAAAUAUGCUCGUCUCGACAAGGACAACAGUGAUUUGUUCACCAUGGACGACUUGACCAGUGCGAUCAAGCUCGAGGAACUGCGGUCUUCCUACGCCCUCGUAGACGACAACGUGCUCUCGUCCAAGUUCCCAAAUGACCCCGCUGCCGACCGAGUCAACGCCAUCUUUGACCAUCAUACAAACGCGGGCGCCCAUCCCAAUGCAAACCCUCGAAUUAUUCAUCCGGCAGGAUCGUGUGCCUCGAUCGUCACUAACUAUUUUCAACCCCGGUUUCCUCCGUCCCCUGCGCCCGGAGACGCAAUCACAGACGUCUCUUCGCUCUUGUUGUCCGCUAUCAUGAUCGACACGAGCGGACUCAAGGAUAACGGCAAGACCACGCCACAUGAUACGACCGCCGCGGAAUACCUCUACCCUCGUACGCCGUUUGGCGCUCCAACCAUCGCUGGAGGGGAGCCCAACAAGGAGCACAUGUCAUUGUCGGACCUGGCCACACUCCUCGUUGAUGCAAAGCGAGAUGUUGCCAAUUUGUCAGGGGAAGAACUCCUUAAACGGGACUACAAACCAUUCCACUGGAAGAACUCAAAGGGCGAGGCUGUCCACGUCGGGUUAUCUACCGUUCCCAUGGGCUUGAAGCACUGGAUCGAACGCGACGGACAGAAAAAGUUUUGGGAAGACCAAGAAGCGUACAUCAAGAAGGAAAAACUCGACAUCUUGGGCGUGCUCACCACUUUCCGGACUCGGAACAAGAACAAGCACAAGCGGGAGAUGCUACUCGUCUUUCCUCAGGGCGAAGGGGUAGCUGAUGCUCCGACCGGAUUGGAACUACAGUUGUAUACUGGCAUAGAGAGUAACCCAGAAUUGGGCGCGGAACCAAAGGAUAUACCCGGAAUUGAGAAUCGGAGGGCGAGGGCCUGGGAGCAAACACAGAAACAGGCGACCAGGAAGCAGAUUGCACCCGCUAUUCAAGCCAUCAUCGAGGCCAGCUAA